Molecule: messenger RNA, 1119 nt
Organism: Olea europaea var. sylvestris
Lineage: Eukaryota; Viridiplantae; Streptophyta; Magnoliopsida; Lamiales; Oleaceae
Exons: 2
Coding region: 69-1001 (310 amino acids)
Source: RefSeq, a predicted model, not a curated record
AAUCCCCUUCCUACCAAGAUUUUCUUCUUUGCUACUUGAAAAUAAUAAUAAAUAAAUUUGUCCAAGAAAUGGAAGAAAUGGCUUCUCUUUGGAGUUAUCAAGAGAACGUUGAUGAAUUGAAUCAGAAGCUUCUGUAUACCACUCUCGAGCUUGAGAAAUUAAAAGCAGAAACAAGUGAAGAAAUGAUAAAGAAUAAGGAAUAUGUGACUCAAUUAAUUCAACUUCUGAAGAUUGCUAUCCAAGAAAGAAAUGAAGCCAGGAUUCAUCUGCAGAAUUACCUUAACAGGUCUCUGCCUUUAACUUCUCCGACCGAACAUUUGCCUGCAGUUCCUCUCGCUCAGGCCGAUAGUCCGCUCUUAAAACCAGGGAAAGCGAAUUUGAGUAUCACCGAGUCGAACAGUCUGUCGGAGACGUACAAUUAUCAGUCCCGUUGUUCGUCUCCUAUUGAUUCCCUUUUCGAUGCUGUGACAUCCCCAGAACUCUCCAACAUCAACUUGGUUGUGAAUCAGCCUUUGGUUCAAGACAGCAAUGUGGUUAAUGUAACUGUUUCGACCAAUCAGGUUACGCCAUGUAUGCCUAGAGUUGAUCGAGCCUCGUUGAUUAUAGACAACCUUGCCGCACGUCGAGCCCUGCCUCAGAGAGGGAAACUCCUGCAGGCCGUCGUUGAAGCAGGGCCGCUUCUUCAGACACUUAUGAUGGCUGGAUCGCUUCCUAGGUGGCGUAAUCCUCCUCGACUUCAACCUUUCCAAGUUCCACCCGUCUCGAUCAAAGGCCCUGAAACUGAGGUUUCUGCUCAGAAACCGGAAUCAAAUUUUAACCAAAUGGCUUCAUCCAGAGGAAUGAAUUCACAACCUUAUGCUAUGGUGUCUUGUGGAUCUUCCAAAAUUCUGUCAACACCUAUGUUAAAUUUUGCGAAUGUGCCUUCUGGAUCCUGUCUGGGCAGUGCAGGGACAACUACUAACAAUUCUAUCCCUCUGAUAAAGAGACAAAAGUUGUACUGAAAAUUCAUUGGAGCCAAUCCUUCCAAUUUUUUGUAUAAAUAGGGAUCAGAGAGUGCUGGUGUAAAUGGCAGCAUUUAUUUGGAGUUUUUUUUAGUGAAAUUGCUUCUUGAUUUGUCAU